AUGCCCAAGCCUUCGCCGCGCAGUGGUCUGCGUCACCCACGGACGGGGACCGGCGACAGAGUUGGGGAAGGCCGAGGCAACUUCGACAGCAACGCCGCCCACCAGAGCAGUACGCCGAGUCAAACACCAGACAUGUGUGACGAGCAUGCCGUGGGGCGGCUGUCAGGGAUAGGCCUCCCCACACACCUGCGCACCGCCCCACCUUCCUUUGGGCCGGGAACUUUGGCCGGUGCCGGGGGCAGUGCGGAGUGGCCAGAACCGCUUGGCCGGGGCGCGGGGAAGCCGCUCAGGCGCUACAGCGACAGCUUCACCGGCCGGACCAGCGAGACGAUCCCGUUCUCCGCUGAGUCGCCGCGGAUGAGGCACAGCUCUGGAGCCUCCGCAUUCACCACUGCGCUGCCGCUGCCAGAGACGCCGCCGCUGCAGCGCGGCGGCUCCCAAAGCGAGGCAGGGGGCCUGGAGGCGUACCUCGCGGAGGAGAUGCCGCGGGGGCGUUUCAUCGUCGUCGACCUCCUCUCCACCUGGGGCGCCGUCCACGAGGUGGGGAUAAACGGCCUGGAAGUCUUCACCGAAGCUGGCGAGCGCGUCAUCCCGCCGCCGGAGUGCCUGCGACCGUCGUCGAGUCCGCCCCUCCGGGCAGCAGGGGCGGGUGACGGCAACGCGGCGCAGGAGCGAAGGCGGGCGGUGAACGGGUACUACACAGCGUCGUACACCACGCCGCAGCGUGGCCUCACCGUGAUGGUGGAGUACCCGUUCACCGCAGACGCCAAUAGCCCGGCGACGGUGGAUGCCGUUAGCAACGAGGGCCCCCGAAGCCGUGUGGCAAACCUCGUGAACGGGAUUCACAACACCCACGACGACACAAAGCUCUUU
Messenger RNA from Trypanosoma conorhini, 873 nucleotides. RefSeq lists its product as uncharacterized. The transcript has a single exon. NCBI's taxonomy places the organism in Eukaryota, Euglenozoa, Kinetoplastea, Trypanosomatida, Trypanosomatidae. The record is from RefSeq and is a predicted model, not a curated record. The annotation marks the transcript as partial.